Molecule: messenger RNA, 1947 nt
Organism: Monoraphidium neglectum
Lineage: Eukaryota; Viridiplantae; Chlorophyta; Chlorophyceae; Sphaeropleales; Selenastraceae
Product: ribonuclease Z
Exons: 8
Coding region: 1-1947 (648 amino acids)
Biological process (GO): mitochondrial tRNA 3'-end processing
Cellular component (GO): mitochondrion
Molecular function (GO): 3'-tRNA processing endoribonuclease activity
Source: RefSeq, a predicted model, not a curated record
AUGCUGGAGCACAGGGUCCGGCCAGGCCUGCAGCUCAAGGCGGCGUUUGUCACCAGCCUGCAGAGCACGGCGCUGGGCGGCCUGGGCGGCCUGCUGCUGCGCCUGAAGCAGGACGGCCACGGCCGGCUGGGCCUGGUGGGGCCGCCCGGGACCGAGGCCUGCCUGGAGGCCCUCAGGAGCUUCAUACGUUGGCAGCACCCCGCGGUGGCUGUGGCAGAGGCGGCAGGCGGCGGCCCUUCUGUCACAGCACCCCCAGACGCAGCGCAGGCGGCGGCGGCGGCGGCGGCGGCGGGGGCGGCGGCGCCACAGGUGUAUGAGGACGCGUGGCUGCAGGCCUGCGCCAUCGGCGCCUCCUCGGCCGGCUGGGAGGCGCCCGCCUGGCUGGCAGCAGCCGCGGACGGAGAGGCUAGGGAGCGGCCAACCGCCACGGCCGCCCUGGCAGGGGAAAUUGACGGUGGCGAUCAGGGCGGCCCGAGCAGACCCGAGGGGGUGGGCGAGAGCGAGAGCGAAAGCGAGAGCGAUAGCAAAAAUCUGGGCGCCAAGCGCGCCAAGGCCAGCGCCGAUUUUGCUGACCUGGACGCCAUCUUCCUUGCGUCUGCGCGCGGCGGGCGCUCCAGCGGCGGCGGCGGGCGCAUUGGGGCGAUCGUAGAAGGGCAGCUGCUGCUCCAGCUGGCCGGGCCGGCGUGCGAUGAGGUCACGCUGCCGUCAUCGGCGCUGACGCUCGACGCGUGCGAGGUCCAGAGGGCGCUGCUGGACGAGCGGCCCGAGCUGGAGGCCGCGCUGCAGCGUCUGCAUGCGCGGCGCCCAGCGCUGCUGGGGCAGGCUGAGCAGCUGGCGGCCAGCGUGGAGGCGGACCGGGAUUCGGAGCUGCAGCCGCCACCCCCGGCGCUGGCGUGGCCGUCGGCGCGCGGGAGCGGAGUCGUGCUGCUGGGCACGGGCUCGGCGGAGCCAUCCAAGUAUCGCGGGCCAAGCGGCAUCCUGCUGCGGGUGUGCAACUCUGGCAUGGGGCGACAGCAGCGGCAGCAGCAACUGCAGCAGCAGCAGCAGCAGCAGCAGCAGCAGCAGCAGCAGCAGCAGCAGCACAGCCAGCUCAGGAGUGAUGACGCGGGCUGGAUGCUGCUGGAUUGCGGCGAGGGCACGUGGGGCCAGGUGGUGCGGCUGCUAGGGGCGUCUGCUGCCGCCCAGCUGGCGGCCUCCCUGGCAUGCGUCUGGGUGUCCCACCGCCAUGCAGACCACAUGCUGGGCCUGCCCGCGGUCCUGUCCGCGCGGCCCGCCUCGGGCCCGCCCCUACUGGUGGUCGGCCCCGCCGAGGCGCGCGACUGGCUGGCCGCGCUCGCGCCCCAUCACGUCGCGUGGCGGUACGAGUUCCUGCCGCUGCAGCACUUCAGCGGCGCCGCCGUCGCGGGGGCGGGGGCGGUGGCGGGGGCGGCGGCGGUGAUGGGCGGGCGGCUGGGGUUCAGCGGGUGGACCUCUGUCGCGGUGGACCACUGCCACGGCGCGUUUGGGCUGGUGCUGGAGCACUCUCAGGGCUGGAAGCUGGUGUACUCUGGCGACACUCGCCCCUGUGAGCGCCUCGCGCGGGCCGGUGCCGGCGCCACCCUGCUGAUACACGAGGCCACCUUCGAGCCAGGCCUGGAGGCUCACGCGCUGCGGAAGCGCCACAGCACCAGCGCCGAAGCCAUUGAUGCGGGGCGGCGCAUGGGCGCGUACCGGACGCUGCUGACCCACUUCAGCCAGAGAUACCCGAAGCUGCCCGCCGGCCUGGACGCGGCCGCGGCGCGGUGGCGGGAGCGCCCGCUGCUCGGCUUUGACGGGAUGGUGGUGCCUCUGGCGCUGCUGCCACAGCUGCCAGCUCUGACGCCGCUGGUGGCAGCGGCGCUCGGGGAGACGGGCCCUGAGGGCAGGGUUGGCGGCGACGAGGCGGGGCCGCUUGCAGUGAAAUCCUGA